AUGCGGGUCGUUGACGAGGCACAAAUUGAGCGGCACUAUGAAGGACACGAUCUUGCUGAGCUCUACAAUUUCGAUCCAAAAUCCUUGACGGAGAAUGGAAACCAACGUCCAGCCUAUGCUCCUCCGAAAGAUCUUCUAUUGGCUGAUGUCCUCCACAAUCAACCGGAUACGAUCACGGACUUUUUCCAACAUGACACAUUGUUUGCUAAUGUCGACAAUGAGAAAUUAACAGAUGAAGAAUGUCGCGAAGCUUGGGAGGAUUACGAACAAGAAAAGAAGGGUAUUCGAGCGAACACUUUGGCCGGAACGAAUCAAUGGAAUGCUGGACGCGGUGCGAAUCCUCUUCAGGGUCUCUCCAAUGAGCAGCGAGCAAUACUAGAAAGACAACAAGUUCGAAUACCAUCAGCAAUGGCCACUAUCCAGUCGGACCCGAUUUUCCUGAAUUGCUUCUUGAUCAAAAACAUGGAGAAUGACACAGCUGUGAAGAUUACUUACAUCAAACGAGUGCUUGAGGAAUUGUUGCCGAAGAUUCCAAUGCAUAUGCGAGGAGGAAUCACCGAGUUUACCGGGUACUUCCAUACUCUUAUCAACGAAGUGCGACAGAACAAUCAAAAACCGGCUUAUCUUCAACAACGAGCAAUUUCUGUUUUCCGAACAGUUGUGAAAAUGACAAAGGACGUUCUGGAGUGUAAAACAAUUUUGCGACAAAUCUACAAUUCGACACCGAUGUUCUUCGACCCACUCGAGCCACCACCA
This is a messenger RNA of Mesorhabditis belari, 756 nucleotides long. The record is from the annotation of a GenBank genome assembly. NCBI's taxonomy places the organism in Eukaryota, Metazoa, Nematoda, Chromadorea, Rhabditida, Rhabditidae.